This is a messenger RNA of Helobdella robusta, 2764 nucleotides long. RefSeq lists its product as hypothetical. The record is from RefSeq and is a predicted model, not a curated record. Gene Ontology annotation, cellular component: nucleolus. The transcript has 17 exons. NCBI's taxonomy places the organism in Eukaryota, Metazoa, Annelida, Clitellata, Rhynchobdellida, Glossiphoniidae. Gene Ontology annotation, molecular function: histone H3K4 demethylase activity; histone H3K36 demethylase activity. Bases 141 to 2375 code for a protein of 744 amino acids.
CGGUGUUGAGGUGCGGCGUGGAUUUUUGAAUUAAAAUCCGUGUUUUAUCCUAUUUUUUACCAUAAUUUAUUCGUGUUUUUAUUCGUUAAACUAUUUAUUUUGAUGAAAUUUGUCUGACGGCUUUUAAUAUUGUCAUCGCCAUGGCUAAAACCUCCCCAAAGACUCGGCCUCCAUCCAAAUCACCAGUUAAUGGUAAUCUGGCAAAAUCUCCCAAAAUAAAAACUCAGAAGACUCAGCUUCCCUCACCAUCAAUCAGGGGAAGAGGAAGACCAAAGAAAUCAGAUUUUCAAUCAGAGUUAGAGACCCCAAAAUCUUUUCAAGAUGUCAAGAUAGAGGAAAGAAAAAGCAAAGGAAGCAGUCUGAAAAAAUUCAAGGAGAAAUUGUUAGGCAGUGGGGACAGUAUUGAUAAUAAGAAUAAAGUGAAAAAAAUGAGGAAAAGUUUAUCAAAGGCCCUGAACAACUCAAUAAUGAGUGACGAAGAUGUUGGUUCAUCUGCUGUCCCAAUUAAAAGAAAGGCCAGGCAGUCCUUGCUUCUUGGUGUUAAUCUCUCGUCAAAAGAAUUCAUCAACUCGAAAACAUUGAAAGACUCUAAAUCAAGUUUAAGAGUGUUGUUGGGUAAAGUUCAAAGAAAGAAGAAGCAAUCAAACUCUGAAACUGAUGUCAGCAGUUAUGGAAAGCCGCCAAAGAGACCCAAGCUCGACAUUCCCAAUUGGGCUUUCCCAAAAACUUCACCUAAAGCAGAAUUGAGCAAGAACGUCGGUGGAUGUGGCGUGAAGACAGCACCAAAGACUGUAAAAUCAUCCAAAAAACCACCAGCAGUUCCUAUAACAACAUCCAAGCAACAAAAACCGCCAACAACACUUCUGCGGUCAUCAUCAACAACAUCGAGUGCCUGGACCCGCCCACUCAACGAGGAAAGACUGGGCGACAGUUAUUUGGAGGGUAGCAAGAUCUUUGACUACCUCAUCCAGCCAGUGACCUCUGUGAAGUUCUUCAGGGAUAUCUGGGAAAAGAAACCCCUGCUAGUUCGAAGGCACAACCCUGAUUAUAACAAGGCCCUCUUCAGCACUUCGGAAUUUGAUAAGAUCCUCAGAGAGAACUCCUUAAACUUCACGGAGAACAUUGACAUUGUGACCUACCUGAAUGAACAAAGGGAAACACACAACCCAGAUGGCCGAGCCCAUGCUCCUGUUGUUUGGGAUUUCUAUCAGCAAGGUUGUUCAGUAAGAUUGUUGAAUCCUCAAACAUACAGCAAGCCAAUCUGGUUUGUGCUCAGUCUUCUCCAGGAAUUUUUUUGCUGCAUGGCUGGUGCUAACGUAUAUUUGACCCCGCCCGGUACGCAGGGGUUCGCCCCACAUUGGGAUGACAUUGAGGCCUUCAUACUCCAAGUGGAGGGAAAAAAACAUUGGCAGGUUUAUGAACCGAGGAAUGAAUCAGAAGUUCUACCGAGGUUUUCAAGUCCGAAUUUCAAGUCAGCUGAUUUGUCAGAGCCAGUGCUUGAUGUAAUGCUAGAAGCCGGUGAUUUGUUGUACUUCCCAAGAGGUUUCAUUCAUCAGGGAAAAACUCCAGACGACAGUCACUCACUGCAUAUCACAUUUUCUGUGGGACAGAGGAAUACAUGGGGAGAUUUGAUACAAAAAAUGCUACCGAGAGCAGUUGAGAUAGCAAUGGAGGAGGAUGUGGAUUUCAGGACGUCAUUGCCUACUAACUAUCUCAACUAUAUGGGCAUGGCCUUUUCAGAUUAUGAAACAGAGAGCAGGAAAAGGUUCACGGACAAGUUGAAAACUUUGAUUGAUCGGUUGUGGAGCUACUGCCCUAUCGACCCGGCCGUCGAUCAGCUGGGCGUGGCCUAUCUCAAGUCAUCUUUACCUCCAUGUCUUACUGAAUAUGAGAAAGAGUGCAGUGUUUUUGGAAAUGGUGAGAGAUGGAGCGAAAGCAAGGGUACUGUGAUGAAAGCCUGCGAGAUAGAACCUGACACUGAGAUAAGGAUAAUUAGGAGAGGAUCUGUUAGACUUGUAUCAGAAGAGACAGUCAGUGUGUACCACAAUUUAGAGAACGCUCGUGUCUACGAAGGGUCGGAGUCCAAAUGUAUUGAGGUCGAACACGAGGAAGCUGAAGUAAUUGAGUUCCUCUUGAAUAAAUACCCGGAGUUUGUGCUGGUCGAGGAGUUGCCUAUACAGGAUCUGGAAAAACAAAUGGCACUGGCUCAACUCCUCUACAACAGAGGUCUCAUUGCCACAAAAUCACCAAUCACAUCACUCGAUGGUGACGACGACGAUGAUGAUGGAGAGGAUGGUGAUGAUGACAGCGACGACGCUUGUUGUGAUUGCAACCAUGUAAACGAUGAUGAUGAAGAUGAUGAUGGUGCGGUCUAAGAAUUGAUUGAUUUCUGACGCGAAACCUGUAAUUAAUAAUUCAUACAACUUCUUUAUCAGUUCUACUUUCUUGUGUUUCAUUUAUUUAUUCGAUGGAUUUGGUUGUUUUAAAUUUUUAACAUUCGUUUUUGUUAAGUUUUAUUGAAUUUUCAUUCAUCUAGGAGCUAGGUUACUUGCACCGCUGAUGGUGAAUUGCUCGUUUGGAUUAUGUGCUACUGCUUGUUUCUCUUAAAAUUUGAUUAAAUGAUUAGAUUUGUUUGAAUUAUUGAUUGAUCGAUCGGUUGGUUGGUUGGUUGGUUAGUUGGUUAGUUGAUUAAUUAAUAUGCAAUGUUUGAUCAUUUCAAUAGUUUAACUUGUGAAUUCGGGUAUUUAUUAAUAAAAGGAAAUUA